Salvelinus fontinalis (brook trout) is the source of this 1332-nucleotide messenger RNA. RefSeq lists its product as uncharacterized. NCBI's taxonomy places the organism in Eukaryota, Metazoa, Chordata, Actinopteri, Salmoniformes, Salmonidae. The record is from RefSeq and is a predicted model, not a curated record. The transcript is spliced from 4 exons. The coding region runs from base 130 to 762 and encodes 210 amino acids.
CGAUUGGCCCGCGGGGCGUCAGCGUGAAAUGAUGGGAAAACAAAACUGUGGGGAGACAGGUUGAGCCAAUUAAACGAUGCAACAGCCAAGGGAUAUGCCUUUCGGUAUUGUUCUUGCCCGGGAGGGAAAAUGUCACAGCAGUGGCGCUGGUGCUGGCGCUGCUUUGGAGCGGAUCUGACACUCUGCAGAGGGAGGUCAAAGGCCACUGACAGAGUGGUUGGAACCGAACAGCCGCAGUGGGUGGUCCGGGGGAAGAUGGCUGACCCACCUCAGGUGGUCCAACAUCAAGAGGGCUGGAGAACGAAGACAAUAAUACAUGGAGCAGCUCCCUGGACUCUGUCUACUCUGGCUGUACAGGAAAUGGAGCAGCUCCCUGGACUCUGUCUACUCUGGCUGUACAGGAAAUGGAGCAGCUCCCUGGACUCUGUCUACUAUGGCUGUACAGGAAAUGGAGCAGCUCCCUGGACUCUGUCUACUCUGGCUGUACAGAUAAUGGAGCAGCUCCCUGGACUCUGUCUACUCUGGCUGUACAGGAAAUGGAGCAGCUCCCUGGACUCUGUCUACUCUGGCUGUACAGGAAAUGGAGCAGCUCCCUGGACUCUGUCUACUCUGGCUGCACAGGAAAUGGAGCAGCUCCCUGGACUCUGUCUACUCUGGCUGCACAGGAAAUGGAGCAGCUCCCUGAACUCUGUCUACUCUGGCUGCACAGGUAAUGGAGCAAGACUGCAGAGUGGAGGACACAAAUGGACAUUCAAAAAUUAACCAAUGGGAAGCCAAAGAGACAACAAUCCAAUUCAAUCCAAACCCAUCUCCCUACAAGCACACAGUCCAGUGGUUACGGUACCCAGAUGAUGAGAAUAAUGUCUUCCUCUCAUUUGCAUUUGGUAAUGAGUGCAUGGUGAUUAAAAAGUGAAAUGAAGGCUAACUGCUCUGUUGCCAGAUAGAUAAACAUGAACGGUGUAGAGUCGAUGGAACAGAAGGCAAGAGGAAAGUGGGUUCUCCCUAGACACAGCUCAUCACUUCUUUCUAUUCUUUAAACUGUGUAUAUGAAUGGGGGAACAGACUGGGAGAUUGUGUGUGUGUGUGUGUGAAAGAGAUUGUACGUGUGGAAGCUUGUGCUUGUGUGUGUGUGUGUGCGUGCAUGUGCGUCUGUGUGUGGGUGCAUACCUGUGUGUGCAUGUUAUUGCCCCCAGAGAGAACACAGCACAAGGGAUGCUCACCUCAUUCUCCCACGUCACAUCUACGUAGGUUAUGGAUGGUUGAAUGGGUGAACAGAAAUAACAUCCGUCAGAUUCUUGCCUUGAAGUAAAGAAUUAUAAUAGCAACACCACC